This is a messenger RNA of Cryptomeria japonica (Japanese cedar), 1684 nucleotides long. RefSeq lists its product as uncharacterized. The transcript is spliced from 5 exons. Bases 613 to 1305 code for a protein of 230 amino acids. The record is from RefSeq and is a predicted model, not a curated record. Lineage: Eukaryota; Viridiplantae; Streptophyta; Pinopsida; Cupressales; Cupressaceae.
AAUUUUGGAACUUGAAAUUCGAAAUACCCAGAAUCUUGCUUGAGCCCUAGUCGCGUCUUGUGAUUUUGCUUGCAAUCAGACGAUUUUUCCUGUGAUUGUGCCCUAGUCGCUUUGUGCGCAUUUCGCUGUCGUCGUGCGCCUUUUUUUUGGUUCCCGUCACUCGAAAAAAUGAAAUGUCCAAUUUUUUAGGUUUUUCUUAACCUUAAAACUUUAAUAUCGUUUUUCACGCUAGUUUUCGGGCCAUUUUCCACUAUUUUUACCGAUUUUUUCAUGUAAAAAUCCCGACGCGUUUUGUUAAAAAUGGGCACCGAGUUGCGCCGGAUUAUGGCGUGCGAGUACUCACGAUUUUUUUUGUGAAGCACAAAGUUUUACAAGCUUGCUUGAUCAAAUAUCAUAUUUGAUGAAGAGAUAAGGUCUCUUCCCUUGAGAUUUGAUGCUAAAUUUUUUGUUGUUGAAGAGAUAAAGGGUCUAGAUACUCAAUGGAUGAAUUGCAUGGGAUCCUAAUGGCAUAUGAAUUGAAGACCAAAAAGGAGAAAUCAUCUAAGUGAGAGGCAGUCUUCAAAGCCUCAUAAAAGAUGAAUAAGGAGCCCGAACUGGAAGCGGUAGCUCCUAAUGAUGAAUCAAACAAAAAGGAAACUCAUUUUGUUAGGAAGAUUAAGAAAGGAUCUGACAAGUAUAAAGUGUGGAGGAAGAGAAAUAAAGGAGAAAAGUCUUUCAGUUUUCAUUAAUAAAAAAGGAAAUUUUGCAUUGUGGAACUGUUUUAGAGCUAACUGUCAUUGGAGGGGAAGCACAAAGAAAACUCACGUGCCUGUGCAUUCGUCCCAGUUAUUGGACACUCCAGAUCCAGAAAAAGGUGCUUCAAAUUCUAAAAAGGAUGAAGAUGAAAUGAAGGAAUAUUUUGGGAUGCAGGGUAUGAAAAUCAUGGAGGAGCAGGGAACAGAUGAAACCACCCAAUCUAUGGAUGAUACCUCUACAGCUAACAAUGAAAUGCUAGCUAACCUUAAAGUUCAAGUUGCUGAUUUGCAGGUUAGACUGAAUGACCUUGAAUUCAGAGUGGAGGGCCUUAGAGCAGACAAAAAGCUCCUGAUGCAUGCGGUUAAUUCCGUAACUCUGAUCACUGACGGGAUCAUGCGGAAGGCGGUUAUGGAGGUGGUCUUUGGCCAGAGCAAAUUGAAGAAGCAGAAUGCAAGUUCGAGUGUGCGGAAAGGGGAGGAUCCCAAAGAAUGCAGUCCUGAUGAUGUAGACUGGAAGAAGAACCUCCAGAUUGUGGAAAAGAAUUGGGAUCUCAUUAAGAGUCAAAAGUAGUAUGUGGGUUAGGGUUACUCUGGUUUUUUGGGAGGGUUUUGUUGUUGGUUUAUCUAUUUCUGUUAUGGUUUUAGUCAGAUUCUCUGUUAUGAACUUUAAUGGCUUGCAUGCCUGUUAUAUGCUUAGUUGGUUAGUUAUCAUCUUUAGUAGUUUAGUUCGGAUGCCAUUUAUCUGCUGGACAUUUUGUUUAUGUUUUUUUAUUAUAUUUGCAUGAUGGUCUGUAGUGUGCUUCUAGUUCUUUUGUGCUAGCGGUUGUUUUCUGUUGGUUUUGUUGUGCUGUUGACUGUAUGGGAUUACGGCCCUUCCUUGAUUAAUCCAAAACAUAUAUGACAUAAUUUUUAACAUCAGCCAGCACUCCUCAAUAAAGUUAGAUUGUUAU